Messenger RNA from Acanthoscelides obtectus, 1083 nucleotides. The record is from the annotation of a GenBank genome assembly. Lineage: Eukaryota; Metazoa; Arthropoda; Insecta; Coleoptera; Chrysomelidae.
GUUUUGUAAUGGUUUUGCAUCAUGGAAAAGUCGGAGAAAAAAAUGUCAGCCAACUACUCAAAAAGUGAAAAGAGACAAUAAUUUCCUUGGUUGAAGAAUAUCGAAGUAUAAUUCAAAGAAAAAGGACUAACUUGAGUAUUUAACAAGCAGAAAAAUGAGUUUUGGGAGAAGCUUGCCUGGGAAUAUAAUUCCAUACAAACAACUGGUCUCAGAACUGGCCAGCAACUAAAAAGCUGCUUCGAGCAAAUGAAUAAAAUCGCAAACCAACAUAAAUCUGAAGACAAUGUGAAUUUGUUAAAAUCGGAUGGCGGGGUAUGUAUGCCUCGAACUACCUUAUUUGAUGAAAACAUUUUAAUCCUUUUAAAAGACAAUUACUUCACAAUACCAAAUAAAUUUGACAGCAACAGCUAUGUUAUGAAACCAGAUGAAAUGCCAACCCCUGAAAACCCGUCUGCUACUGGAAGUGGUAAUCAGGGAAAUAUGGAGGAAAGCAUAGAUUUAGUAUAUGAAGAUAACAAAUAUUGGAGUUCAUCAAACGGAAAUUCACCAUGAUGCGAUGCAGAUUGAUGAUGAUCAAAUCAUUAACAACAACAUAAUUCCAGAUAUUUUGGAAGUGUAAAUGAACCUCAUUUGGGAGAUGCAAGUGAAUCAGAGUAUAUUAAAACAAGGAAAAUUUAAUUCUAGAGCCCAAGAUGAUUCCAAAGACCCACUACAACAUAAGCCUUCCAGUGGUCAGAGAUUUAAAAAAAGGCUUGAGUAAGCAAAGCAACCUUAUAGGCAUGAAUAACAAAAAGCUGAAAUGUACGAUUUAAAAAUUGAGGUAUUAAAGACAAUUGCAGAACUGAACUGGCACAUUUAAAAGGAGCAAAACUAGUAAAUGACAUUAAAGACCUCACUAAACAAAAGGGAAUAGUCAACCUCAAAACGAAAAACAUUGAGUUUGAAAAAUAUGACUCUUUACGCUAGGCUGCUGUAUAGAAAUUGAAAGCUUUGUAUGAAUCUAUAAAGGAGGUUUUAAGGAAAAUGUUUAUUUUUUUAAAGAUUUUGCAUAUAUUAAUGGGACUAUUUAGUCAAGGUAAAGCA